GGGCAUGUUAGCUUUAUGCUAUGUUCAUAGCCAUGUUCAAGCCACUUUAGAAAAUGAAAGUAAGGUUCUGAAUGGUUGGCAUGGGCAACAGUGAUACGUUAUCUUUAUGCUAUGUGCAGAGCAACCAAUCAGAACACGGAUACAUCCGUUUGGAAAUGGCGAGUGACCCUCCCCCUCCUUACCCCGGGGGCCCCACUGCUCCGCUGCUAGAGGACAAGCAUGGAUCUCCCAGCAAUGAAGAUCACAGACAACCUCCUGGGGUGUAUCCCCCCAACAUGCCAUUUGUACCCCCAGAUUCAGGACCCCCUCCAUAUGAUGCAACUCCAGGUUACAUAGCACCGAACCCAGGUUAUUACCCCCCUGGACCUUACCCACCUAUGGGCUACUACCCGCCUCCUACUUGCCAGUACCCGCCGCAGUUCCCAUCACCAGGUCCCCAUGACACUACAGUCAUUAUGCCACCUGGUGCCAGUGCAGCCUCUGCCACCACUACAGUCACCGUCCUGCAGGGGGAGAUGUUCCAGGGAUCCCCGGUGCAGACCAUGUGCCCGCAUUGCCAGCAGCCCAUCAUGACGAAGAUCAGCCACGAGAUCGGACUCAUGAACUUCCUGCUGUGCUGCUUCUGCUGCUUUGUAGGAUGUGACCUGGGCUGCUGUCUCAUCCCCUGUAUGAUUAACGACCUCAAGGACGUGACCCACACUUGCCCCAACUGCAAGGCCUACAUCUACACCUACCGGAGGAUGGGCUAAAGGAGCCCCCCGCUGCCACGUCUCCGUCCGGAUCAUCUCAUAGCUCAAUCUCCCCUUGUCCUCCGUCCUCACAUCAACUCUAAGAAGCUGUGAAUUCUGUGAACUGGCUGCAAUAGUCUGUGAUCUCCAAUGAAAAUGAAGAAUUCAUGUCAGA
Hyla sarda is the source of this 903-nucleotide messenger RNA. RefSeq names its product cell death inducing p53 target 1 (gene CDIP1). Lineage: Eukaryota; Metazoa; Chordata; Amphibia; Anura; Hylidae. Gene Ontology annotation, biological process: tumor necrosis factor-mediated signaling pathway; intrinsic apoptotic signaling pathway in response to DNA damage by p53 class mediator. Gene Ontology annotation, molecular function: zinc ion binding. The coding region runs from base 72 to 749 and encodes 225 amino acids. The record is from RefSeq and is a predicted model, not a curated record. The transcript is spliced from 5 exons.